CAUAGUUCCAUAAUGUUGGCAACGGUGACACCGGUGGCAGACGACGUCCACUAAUCAUCGUGACGAGAUUAUCUUUCACUGAACUUAUGUGUCCAUGUUUAACCAUGUCCAACGCUCAUAUCGAAGCCUUUAUAUGUUAAAGGAUGGAUGAAGUGACUAAAGUAAAUGCGUGACUCUCUGUGGCUGCUAUGUUGUGAUUCAGGUGUGUUUACUAUCCAUGCUGGGAUGAUGCAAUAUUGCCCACUGUUGGUUUUUACUAUUUUAACUCAUUAAGUCUUUUUGGCUUUAAGGAUAUGACACAGUAGUGAACAUGUUUUCUUUGACGGUAAUGUGAUUUUAGGGAACGAGGAAUAAGAUCUUGUGUUUUUUUUCUGUGAUCUGAGAAGACCGAGCUAACGAACUGAUCUGGCGAGGAGGAUAAAAGGCUACCGGCGUCUGCUCUCCCGGCAAAACAAGGUAGAAAGCAAGAUGGAUACAUGGCUGCAGACUUGCCUCUUGCUCUGCCUGUAUGGCUUCUUCAAGGAGAUGAGGCCAUCUGAACCCUUCCUUACUGAAUACUUGAUGGGACCACAGCAAAACCUCACUUCCGACCAGGUGACUUAUGAUGUGUACCCAGUGUGGACAUAUUCCUACCUCGCUCUUCUGAUUGUAGUAUUCCUGCUGACUGACUUGUUGAGGUACAAGCCAGUCAUUGUUUUCGAGGGUAUUGGUUAUGUUAUCACGUGGAGUCUUCUGCUAUGGGCUCGGGGCGUCAGGGCAAUGCAGUUUAUGGAGUUCACGUACGGUAUUGCCACAUCCACUGAAGUAGCGUACUUUACCUAUAUCUAUGCAAAGGUGGCCUCCAAGUUUUAUCAAAGAGUGACGAGCUACACCCGUGCUGCCCUGCUCGCUGGCAGGUUCAUGUCUGGUAUACUUGCACAGGUGCUGACAUCAACAAGACUGAUGGACUACCACACUCUAAACUACAUCUCCCUUACAAGCGUUUCAGUGGCCUUCAUAAUAGCGUGUUGUCUUCCAGCAGUUUCAACCAGCAUUUACUUCCACCGUCAACAGUAUCUCACGACUAAUGAAGGAGAGAGUAGCGUGCGUCUCACUGACAUUAAUUCAAAAGAAUCACUUCAUGCAAAAAUAACAAAGGUUGCCGGAUUCGUCUGGAAUGACUUUAAAAGUGCAUACACCAACAAAUAUUUGCUUAAGUGGUCCAUUUGGUGGGCUUUUGCCACGUGUGGAAAUUACCAGGUGGGUAAUUAUAUCCAGCCUCUGUGGGAGAGUAUUGCUCCAAUGGAUCAAAAUGAUCAGUUGUACAAUGGAGCAGUGGAGGCAAUACAAACAUUGCUCAGUUCUUUGGCAGCAUUCAGUGUGGGUUAUAUUCACUUCAACUGGGAGCUGUUUGGUGAGGGAACACUUGCCAUUAUCUCCUUGCUUGAUGGUCUUCUUCUGCUCUUCAUGGGUUUAUCAUCAUCCAUCAUAGUGGGUUACCUCAACUAUAUCCUCUUCAGAAUUUCUUACCAAGUUCUUAUUACCAUUGCCAGUUAUCAAGUUGCCAAACAACUGACAGCUGAUAGUUAUGGUUUGGUGUUUGGCAUCAACAUGUUUGCAUCACUGCUCCUCCAGUCAGUGCUCACCUUUGUGGUUGUGGAGACUUUGGAAGUUGAAUCAUCAACUCAGUUCAUCAUUUACGGUUCUUACUACAUGAUCCUUGCUCUCGUCUUCUUCCUGCUUUCGACAUAUACAUGUGCAAAGUUGGGCUGUGAUGGGAUUAGAGAAAUUGACGUGUGGGAGCCACAGCCAGAUUGUUCAAACCAAGAGCCUCCUUUGGGAACUACAGAAGCAGUGGUCCUUGAUUACCUUCCUGGAGAAUCAAAAUUUUAGAACAGAAAGUGGAGAAAUGGUGAAAACAGUGAGACCAAUGGCAGAUAUCCAGGAGAAGGAGGAAGUGAAGGUGGCAGUCAACAGGAUGAAGAGAGGGAAGCUAUAGACCAUUAAAUGUAUUAGUGCACUAGGUGAGGGUGUUGAGGGGCUGUUGGGUCAAGGGCAGUAGACCUUUGGAGUGAUGGAAAGAUACUGGAGGAAAAGUAAGAUACAGUAAUGCCAAUAUACAGACAUAGGGUGACAUCAUGAAGAAAAAAUUUAGCUGAUGGAACAUAGACUUUGAAGGCAUUGGUAGACCAUAGGUUUAGGGAAAUAGUGAACAGUGACGAUAUGCAGUCUAUAUUUGUGAAAGGGAAAAGAAAGGAAAAGUGGUUGUUAUGUACAUCAUAUUAGAAAUCCAGGAGAAAGAUUCUGAGGGAAGCAAUAUUUCUUAUUUGUAGAUCUGGAGAAGUUACAUGACAGAAUCCUAAAAGGAGUGGUGGACAGUCAAUGGGGUACCAGGGGAAAAGGGAUCACGGCCCUAGACGGCACUUUCUAAUGGGUGACAUUUUGGGGGUGUAAAUUAAGAUUUGAAUAAGUGGCAAAGCUUUUAAAUUUUUCAAUAAGGCAAGAAUCCUAAUGCCAUAGUAAUGUGUCUUUCACCGUAAAAGAUAUUUUCCGCAUAAAGCAAAGGACUUAUUUGCCUCAAAUCUAAGUCAGUAGGAAAGACAUCAUCCACAGUACUUAACCUUUGCAUGGCCAGGGACAGAGAUAGUGCCCCCCCCCCUUCUUCCUUGAAUAUCUUUCAUUAAAAUAUAUUUUAGAAGCUGCUAUUCUCAGUAGAUGUACGUAGCAUGAAAUGUUUUCCAUCAGAAAAUGCUGACUACAAGUAUCAACAACCUCCAUGACCUUAACGUUGACCCAAAAACAGCAGCAGGUCAAGGAACAAGAACCUGUUUCAUUGCCUUAGUCUGGUAUGUUAGUGCAAGUCUAGUUAGAAAUUUUUGGAAAUAAAAUUUUGCAGAAAACAAUGCACAUUGCAAAUGCUCUCAAUGCACUAUUUUCAAUGCUAUUCAUGAGAAAAAUACCCAAAGUGAUUGUAUUGUGCAAGGUUUCACAGAAAGAAAUUACACACACUACUGUGUCGGCUACAAAUGCGGAAAUCCAACACUGGCCCCAACUUUUCACAAACUUUUAAUUGUGAUUAAAUACACGUUAAAAAUAUUUAUAAAGUUUGAGUACAAUUUGGUAGAAAAAAAUCUUGUCCAUUGAAUAACAUUAAUUUUCUAGAUGAUUCAACCAGUAGGUCUGAAGUUAGACAGGGAUGCAUGCUGCUCAAACUUCUGUCAGUACUAUCACCUUCUCUGGUACUCUUAACCACAUACACUUUUCUCUUACGGUAUCCUCUUUUCCACUGGUUGGCUCAUUAGUCACUUGGGCGGUCGGUCACAUCUCUGUUACGCACUGUGAGCAAUUACUGGGCAUGUAUUGGCUCCUGAAUGUAUCUGUACAUAUGCCAGUGUGGAGUGAACAUCUGCCAGCUCCAGGUAUGGACACUCGACUGAGUAGUGCCCUCUGAGAUGUUUAUAAGCUUCAGUUAGGUCACCCCUUGCCCAUCUAUAGUAUAAGCUUGGCGGUUGCAGGCAUUCUAAUCUCUUUGGGUAACUGAGGCGCUGUACUGCAGGCACCAGUCUGGUGGCCCUCCUUUGGACUUUUUCAGUCAAUUGACAGUCUCUAGCAUAUCUCGAGGACCAGACGGGGUUACAGUGCGCCAGACAGGGAAGCACCUCACUUUUGAAGAGCGUACGAGGGACAGACGUAGAUAUCUGAACGACCUUCUUAUGCACCUUCUUUUCUUCUUCCACACAUGAAGGGGUUUUCUUAAAAAGCAUCUCCCUGUUAAAGCCAAAGACAUUGGCCAUACUGUACUGUACUGUACUGUACAAGCACCAACUAGCAAAAUGCUGACAAUCUCUCAGGUCUUGUCUUUGCUUUUAUUUUUAUUCUACAUCUACAAUUAUUAACCUGAAUUUACCUAAUUUAUUUGUCUACCUAAUUACAUGGAUGUAAAACUGUACCAUUCCAUGCUUAAUUUUUAUAUACAGUAUUCUUGUUUGUAUACUGUACUGUAUAUGACCCUAUUUAUAAUAACUGUAACAGACAAAUGAUGUGCUCUAUUUUAUUUAAAAGUUGAGUAUGAAGCUGAUACAAAUAUUAACAAUAAUUCUUAAAGAUUUUAGGAGAUGUGUUUUGGACAAAUACUGUACAUUAGAAGUUGAGAUACAUGAAUGGGACUAAUUACUUUAUUUGUAGCUUAUUAAGUUUUAAAAGAAUUAUUGCAGUGAUAAAGUAGACUAGAAGUUUGUUAAUUAUUUGAAUAGCAUGAAUGAUAAGAAAGGAUUAUAGAGAAUGUGUGUGAUAAAAGUGAGAUGUGAAUAAGAAGGUUAUGUGAAAGGGGAGAAUGUUGGCUGGGUCUCCCUGUGUGAUGACCUUCAAGAGACAAUUGUACAAGUGUAGUGAAAAGAAAGAUAUGUUUAAUAAAAUUCUGAAAAUACUGUACUCUAUGUUGUAAAUCCACUAACUAUAGUGAGAUACAGGCAGGUGAAGACAUUGAGCAGACUUAUAUGGAUAUGCAUAAAUUUAUAGACUACAACAGCAUACCAAUACAUACUAUACAGUAUACUAUCGGAACAUUUAUAUACUUUUUCAUGAAAUUAUAAUUACGUACCAUAAUUAAUUAAAACAGUUGUGUUAAUGUUACGUUAUCUUUUUGUGGUUGAGCAGAAGAGAAACUUGCCCUAAUUGGUGUAAGCUUGUAGCUACACAUAUAUUUUUUUAGAUAUGCCUCUUAAAAUAGCUAGAGCUUAAACAAUAUUUAGAAUGCUAUUUGCAGGGUGUAUGUACAAUAGUACAGUACUGUGUAAAAACACUGUACAGUAGCAACACAUGGCUGUGCUUGGAGAUCCUUAAGUUUUGUACAAGAAUGUACACUGUACUGUACUGUACUGCACAAGUUAUAAGUACUUUAUACAAUAGUGCAAUAUAUGUAUCAUAAUAAAUUAGCAAUGUGUGGAGAAUAACCAAGGAUAAAAUUAUAGUAAUGUACACCUUUGUGAGCAGUGUGUGGUUAGCUGUGGGUGCUGUAUACAGAAGGUGUUUGGGGAAAUUCCUGGGCUUGCAGUAG
Homarus americanus (American lobster) is the source of this 5035-nucleotide messenger RNA. Its product is annotated as thiamine transporter 1-like. Lineage: Eukaryota; Metazoa; Arthropoda; Malacostraca; Decapoda; Nephropidae. Bases 469 to 1872 code for a protein of 467 amino acids. Gene Ontology annotation, biological process: vitamin transport; transmembrane transport. Gene Ontology annotation, cellular component: plasma membrane. Gene Ontology annotation, molecular function: vitamin transmembrane transporter activity. The record is from RefSeq and is a predicted model, not a curated record. The transcript is spliced from 9 exons.